Molecule: messenger RNA, 3842 nt
Organism: Trichobilharzia szidati
Lineage: Eukaryota; Metazoa; Platyhelminthes; Trematoda; Strigeidida; Schistosomatidae
Source: the annotation of a GenBank genome assembly
ACGACUGCACUCACAUUAAUUAUGCUACACUUCCUGCCUGCAGAAGAACUUGUUUGAUUAUCGCUCACGUUCUGUUUUCUUUCUUCUUAUUUUUCAGAUUUUGGUUAACUUGUUGGUUGAUUUACUGCAAGAGUAAUGACAGACGAUAUUGUAUCAUUAAGGUUGGAAUUAUUGAAUGCUAAGUCUGAUCUACUGACUCAUUUACAAAGUCAUCAUGAUUUCCAGCCUGUUCAAUCACAAUUUAAACAAUUGGUUGACGAAUUCGAUGCUUUGGGAGAGCAUUGCCGGUGUAUAUAUGAGACUGCAAGAGGAAAGGUUAUACCUCAAUUAAAAUCUGUCAAAUUUAAUCUACUCAAUGAAGACGAUAAAAGGGUGUCAUCAGCUUCAGCGUUUCAUGAAGAAGCCUUUAGUCAACUGCAAGAACUAUUAGACAUGCAUACAAAUUGUUCAUAUUUGUUAAAAUUACAUCAAACUUUAAUUGAUUUAGAAGAUUCAAUCAAUAAAUUGAUAUGUGAAUGUUCAAUAGUUGGUGAAAAAGAAAACUGGGAAAAAAUACUCAAUGUAAAAGAGUUAAAAGGUGAACUGCAGGCUAACAACUUAGAAGUUGAAGAAAACUACAAGACAAUUAAUGAGGCAGUAUGCCGUUCAUGCGUCGAUGAUGUAGUUUAUUAUCUUGAAUUGGCUGAACAUUUAUUCGCUGAACAAACAAAGUUUAAUAAGGACGCUGCAUUGGUAUUUCAAAGUAUGCUGCAUGCACUUAUACGAUGCAAGGAUCGUCUUGCUCAGUUUGUCGAUGAGUUAUGGUGUCGAUGGAUUAUUCUAGAGUUGCCGUCGAAACAAAAAGAUGUGACACCAUUUUCUAAUAUCAAUAUCCCCUAUCCAUCAUCAAUUCAUGAACAGGUGGAAUCGAAUGAUUUUUUCAGUUUUUCAUUCAACGCUUGUCUACCGUCAGUAGAUCAAAUGGAAAAAGCACUGAAUAAUCCAAAUUCCCUAUUCGAUUCAAUUUUUUAUCGUCUGUCGUCGGAUAAUGAUGAUGAUGAUGUACCGGCGACUAGUCCGUUAUGCGGAAAAUCUUCUGUUUUGGCUAGUCUUAAAAUAUUGGCCAAGCCUGGAUUAAUAUGUCAGUUGUUGAGAAUUAUUGAAGCUUUAAAAGAGUCUAAGACUCGUAUUUAUGAAUUGUUCAAUCAAAUUUGGACGUAUAUCUUUAAACCUUGGCUUAAAAAAGUCCCAUGUGUAUCCGGUUCAGAAAUGGGUUGGCCAGAGUUAAAGUGCCAAUUGAUUAAUGAAUCGCUCCAUGAUAAAUUAGAUAUCGACGUAUCAGUGAAUAGUACUGCUAGUAGUAGUAAUAAUCGUAAGAAAACGACUUCUACUGCUGCGGCUAAUGACGAUGAUAAUCGUGGUGUCUUAUGCUACUUCAAUCUACUGUUAAUAGCACCAAAUAUGAGUACCACUACUACUACUAAUAUUAGUAAUGAAAGGAGUGCAGAAGGAGUCAAUAAUGACAGUCAUAAUAGUCGUUCUAGUCGUAAGAGUACUGAUAUUAAAACACGCAGAGGCAGUGGAGAAGGAGGACGAGGAGGUGUAGAAGGAAGACGAAGCGAAGGCAAAGACAAAGACGAAGAAGAAGCCGCUGCUAAGAAGUUGAUCAACAGUUCAUGUAAACAAUUGUCUAAUGCAUUUAACGAUUUAUAUAAGUAUUUCUUCGGUCUGAAAUUUAUUCAACUAUCCAAUAAUACUAAUAAUAGAAAGGAAAAUGUCGGUAGAGGAGGAGUCCUCGAUGUCAACGCUGAUAUUCAUGAUGGUGAUGGGAAUACAGAUGAUACAGCUAAACGUGUCAUUGACCUGCUAAUCAACAACAACAACACCACCACCAUCGAUAAUGAUAUCGAAAACAGUCAGUCAGGUUGUUUAUUCAGUCAUGAAUUGGUCAAUGAAUUGAUCAAUGGACGUUUCAAUGCUGAUGUAUUCUUCACAGAUCAUCAUGAUGAUGAUGAUAACAAAUCGAUUAAUUUUGAGUCAAUGUCAGCAUCAAUUACCGACUCUGUGAUACAAUUGAUUCAUGUUGGAAUAAGCACGGGAUUUCUGUCAACAGAGAAACAACUUUCAUUGAAUAGUACUCAACACCACCAACAACAACAACAGCAAGUGUCAAGUUCUAAUAGUGGAGAGACAAAAUUAAGUGUUUGGCUUAACAAUCUCUCCUUGUUGAAGCAUAAACGUAAAGCAAGCUAUAUGGUCGAACAACUGCGUCAAUUACUGGCUGAUCGUGAACGCUUCUAUUCAAUGUGUCGUCCAGCGAAUGAAAGCGUAAAAUGUGAGAAGAAGAGGGAGGAGGAGGACGAGGAGGAGGCGAAUCCUGCAGAUACCGAUCAUAUUAAUGCUGCUGACGAUGAUGAUGAUGAAGGUAUCUUUGAAGAGGAAGAAUUCAUUCUCAGUGAUGAUAGUGAUGCUGGUGAUAAUAAUAAUAAUAAUGAUAUUGUCUCUAGACUACUGAAAUCCAAGUGUAAUCUACGUGAUAUCUCGCGACAUUUAGAUCUUGGACAAUUUGAUUUUCCUGAUUGUAUGGUGUCGGAAACUGUCCUCCUAAUGAUGAAACAAGUUAAUGACAUUCUCAAUAAUUGUAAUGUCUACCUUGUAGCCUUAGUGAAUGAAGUGAAUCAAUCGAAAGCAAAUAAUGUGCUGGAUUUGAAUACAAAGAAAACUAACACAAUAGCCUUUAUUGAAUUUAUAAUUAAAUUAAUUCCCCGGAUAUUUAUGCUAUUCACCUCACUGAUACCUACUUUACAUGCAGAUGUUGCACAGACGGAUUUACGUUUUGCUGUUCUGUACUACAAUGAUUGCAUGUAUUUAGCUCAUGAAUGUUUAACCCUGAGUGAACGUGGCCUGUACAAAUUUAUUCAAGAAUUUUUCGAUUUAGACUAUGAGACAAUAACCAAUGCAAAUGAUAUUGUUUAUGAUGAAAAUAUACUGGAGAGAUCAGCUGCAAUGAGUACUUGUAUUCUGGUACCACAUUUACGUCAAUCUGGUGUCAAUAGCUUAUUGUAUCAUUUAAGACGUGAACGACAACAUCUCCUACGAUGCAUUGAAAGGAUACAAGGAUUUCAUGAUGUCAGUUCUUCACUUGGUUACAAUCGAUGUACUACUUCUAUAGAUGAUUGUUGUCGUCAUUUGCUUAAAAUUGCUGAUGUUCUUGCCUGCCUACCACAUACGAUUUAUUAUCGUGCAAUAGGUAUCCUGUGUAAUUGUGUUUGUACAGAAUUAGUGAAGUGUAUACUGAAUUUAAUUGAUAUUACAAAAUCAGAUUGUGAUAAUAUACUGAUCUUAUUGGAUAAGAUUAGUAGCACUGUUAGAGAUUUGUUUGUGUCGGGUAACGAAAAAACUCAUCUGACUGUAGAAGCCUCAAUGAAUAAAUCAUCACAACAGAGCUCCAAUACAGCACGACUUCAUCGACGUUGUCCUGAAUAUCAACGCCUGCAGGGAGUUAUCAGUGUUCUGUCAGCCUCAUCAAUGGCUAUAAUUCGUGAUGUUUUAUGGAUGGAUGGGAAAGGACCAUUGUCUACAGAGUCACGUAUCACAGCGUCAGAGUUACGCUGUCUAAUUAAAGCAUUGUAUAGCAGUUCUUCAAUACGUGAUCAAAUGUUACAAAAGUUGCAUGGAUAAGAAAAGAGAAGAAAACAUGAAAAAUAAAAAACGAAAUACAUAUCGAUACAAUUUGACUGAUAGGGUGAUUAACAAACAAACAGUCUUAAUAUUUUGUUAUAUUUUUUCAGAAAAUUCUAUUUUUUGCCUCUGUGUGUGUGGAGAUUAUGAAUAUGUAUAUUGGUUUUUGCGCUGACCCUGUU